Dicentrarchus labrax (European seabass) is the source of this 1078-nucleotide messenger RNA. It is a transcript of the gene ssr2, whose product is annotated as signal sequence receptor, beta. The record is from RefSeq and is a predicted model, not a curated record. The transcript has 6 exons. Lineage: Eukaryota; Metazoa; Chordata; Actinopteri; Moronidae. Gene Ontology annotation, cellular component: membrane; endoplasmic reticulum. The coding region runs from base 87 to 644 and encodes 185 amino acids.
CGUCAUGCAAACAUCAGCUUUAAGCUUCUGAGCAUGCGCGUCCCCAGCUCCUUCAAUUUGUGCGGUCUGAGGAACACCAGUGAACGAUGACAAAGAUGCUGCAUGUGUUUCUGGUCCUGGCUCUGCUCGCUCUGGGCUCAGGAGAAGAAGGAGCCCGUCUGCUGGCCUCGAAAUCCCUGCUGAACCGCUAUGCUGUGGAGGGCCGUGACCUCACCCUGCAGUACAACAUCUACAACGUGGGCUCCAGUGCUGCUCUGGAGGUGGAGCUGUCAGAUGAUUCCUUUCCCCCUGAAGACUUUGGAAUCGUUUCAGGAAUGUUGAAUGUCAAAUGGGACAGGAUUGCACCAGCCAGCAAUGUCUCUCACACCGUGGUGCUGCGCCCCCUGAAGGCCGGUUACUUCAACUUCACCUCUGCUUCUGUCAGCUACCUGGCCCAGGAGGGAGGACAAGUCGUGGUUGGCUACACUAGCGCCCCCGGCCAAGGAGGCAUCCUGGCUCAGAGGGAGUUCGACCGGCGCUUCUCCCCACACUAUCUGGACUGGGCUGCGUUUGGCGUAAUGACCCUGCCCUCCAUCGGCAUCCCUCUGCUCCUCUGGUACUCCAGCAAGAGGAAGUACGACUCACCAAAGGCCAAGAAGAACUGAGAAGCCACUGCUGAGUUUAGGUGUGGGGCUGGGGUGGUGGUGGAAUUCGAAGGGUUCAAUGGGCACAGGAUCUCUGAAUAGCUUAAUAACCCAUAUUGGGGGUGAAAGUCGACAGAAAAGUACAGUGACCAAGGAGCCUGAUUUGUAAUUUGAUUAAAGAAGAUUAAGAGAACUCUGGAUCAGGAGGUAGCAGCAGAAGCAACAUGAGCAACUGAGCUCUCUGUUCUCAUCUUCUGCUGCUACUCAUUCCUUCAUAUUUGCAGAUGGGUUCAUGUGAUAGAUUACAUUACAAUUACAAUAGCAGUUACUACUGUAACAGGGUUUUGUAUUUUGGUAAUUGUGUGUAUGUAAUGAACUGAUUUCAGAUUUGAAGUUUACAGCCAGUUGACAAACUUCAAAAUAAAUUAAUAAAAACAAUCUGGGUUUUUCUAAAA